This is a messenger RNA of Lasiosphaeria miniovina, 1110 nucleotides long. RefSeq lists its product as uncharacterized. Gene Ontology annotation, biological process: protein N-linked glycosylation. Bases 1 to 1110 code for a protein of 369 amino acids. The transcript has 3 exons. The record is from RefSeq and is a predicted model, not a curated record. Gene Ontology annotation, cellular component: Golgi membrane. NCBI's taxonomy places the organism in Eukaryota, Fungi, Ascomycota, Sordariomycetes, Sordariales, Lasiosphaeriaceae. Gene Ontology annotation, molecular function: glycosyltransferase activity.
AUGCUGUCUGCCGCCUCCCAGCGCAUCGCCAUCUUCUGCAUACCCGCCGCAUUUCUCGUCGCCACUUUCACCUUUUCCACUCUUUAUACCGGCUCCGCAACGGCGCCGUUCCGGGCCAUUGCCGGCUCGACGAAAACUUCCCCUCCCAAGGAUCACUCGACAUUUGCCGACAUCGUCGCUGAGCUCUACAGACCCAUCAAGGUCCCCGUCGACGCAAAUAACUACACGGACCAGCGGGGCAAGGUGUUCGAAAAUGGGGGUCGUAGCCACUGGACACAGGGCCUGGGAAAGAAUAUAGUCAUCGUCGACAUCGAUACAAGGGUCCCGGAUGGACCGAAUGAGAUAUUCAACCCACAGAAGAUCGACUGGGCGACGGGAAGCUCGAACAGCGGCGGCGUCCUGACUGCGUCCCUCGUUAACCAUUACAUGUACUCUCAAAUACACGGCUACGAAUACAAGUACUUUCACGCACGCCGCAUUGAUGGCCUCUGGGACACGUGGAUCAAGCCACACGUCCUCAAAGAGAUGCUUGAGCUGUACAGAUUUGUCGUCUUCAUCGACGCCGACGCCAUAAUCCAGCAUCUCGAGGUGCCCAUGGAAUUUCUCUUCAACCGCUGGAACAUCGCCCCCAAUACUUCCAUCGCCAUGCCCAUCGACACGCGUCAGGGCAACGAGGGGAUGAGCAUGGACAGCAAGGGGAAGGUUGUGCUGAACACGGGCGUCGUCGUGGCGCAGAGCUCCCGCCACACCUUUGACAUGAUGGACGCGUGGAGGACGUGCACAGACGAGACUAGAUACCCGGGCUGCGGAAAGUGGAAGACGAAGUGGAGCCACGAGCAACGCGCAUUCUCGGAAUUCAUUCGUUACGAUUUCAAUCCAGACGGAGACAACAUUGUCGAAAUCAACUGCAACGACGCAAACGGAUACCCAGGUCUCUUCGGCAAGGCUGAUGUCAUAGACGACUGCCAGGGCGAAUUCGUACGCCACUACACGCUCGAUAAGGGCAUGGCUAGGGCGAGCGUGACCGAAGCGAUCGCGCAAACCAUCAGCGAGGUGGUGCAGAGAAAUCUCCUCAAGACGAGGGAAUGGUUUUUCAUUGAGGAGGGUUGA